Molecule: messenger RNA, 2444 nt
Organism: Coregonus sp. 'balchen'
Lineage: Eukaryota; Metazoa; Chordata; Actinopteri; Salmoniformes; Salmonidae
Source: the annotation of a GenBank genome assembly
UUUCAAGGCUCUGUGAAAAUGGCCACUUCAGAGAGUGCCAGCUUGAGUAAAGCUGUGAAGCAGCAGUAUAUGGAUCUUCCUCAGGGAGACAAAGUUCAGGCCAUGUACAUCUGGAUAGACGGGACUGGAGAGGGGCUCCGCUGCAAGACCAGAACUUUGGAUAAUGAACCCAAGACCAUUGAUGGUAAGUUUUUGUUUUUCAUAAUGGGUUGCCAAACGACCAAUGGGAACACCUUCCCCUUAAUGUGAUGUGAUUGAGAUGCUUAAGAUAAGAUGUUUACAUUCAUAGAGCUUCACAAACAUUUAGGCUAACUUCAAUAAUACAUUGUGUUUUAUACAGAUGGAGUACUCAUUGAAUGAUCACAUUCUGAUUGAUGGUAGUCCUUACAUUACCCUGAACUUAAAGAGUUGUUGAAUUGCUUUAGUUCUGUUAAUUUCACAGUUCCCCCUCUCUCCUCCUCCAGAUCUUCCAGAGUGGAACUUUGAUGGUUCCAGUACGUACCAGUCAGAGGGCUCUAACAGCGACAUGUACCUGAUCCCUGCUGCUAUGUUCAGAGACCCCUUCAGGAAAGACCCCAACAAACUGGUCCUGUGUCAAGUGCUCAAAUACAACCGCAAGCCUGCAGGUAAGCCUAUGCAGUAAAUUGACCUUGGGACACAAACGUUUUAAAACUUUUGCAAAAUAAAAUGAAUAUUAGUGUUUCUUAUUGGACAAGUUCAGAUGGUAACUCUGUCAGUAGCAUUUUCUUUCGUUUCGUGCCUUGAAUGGCCAUUGAAUCCAGACCCAAUUGUCUAAGUAAUGUAUUACCAUGUCUCCCACCAGAAACCAAUCUCCGGCUGAUGUGUAAGAAGAUCAUGGAGAUGGUAGAGAACCAGGUCCCUUGGUUCGGCAUGGAACAGGAGUACACCAUCCUGGGCACAGACGGACAUCCUUUUGGUUGGCCUUCCAACGGCUUCCCUGGUCCCCAAGGUCAGUUUGAGAGUUGUCUAUGUCCCAAAUGGCACCCAAUUCCCUAUAUAGGGCUCAACUUUUGACCAGAUAUAUAGGGGAAAAGGCUGCCAUUUCAGACAUAGCCUCAGUCUUUUAGCAGACUCUUAUCCAGAGUGACUUGCAAUCGGUACAUUCAACUAAAGUACUUACAUGAGAGUUUAAACUUUUUUAACCUAUGCCAAAAAAAACACUGGCAUUGAGCCUGAAGAUGUGGUGUUUCUGAACAGGUCCCUACUACUGUGGAGUAGGAGCAGACAAGGCGUACGGUAGAGACAUCGUAGAAGCCCACUACAGAGCCUGUCUUUAUGCCGGGGUUCAGAUAUGUGGCACCAAUGCUGAAGUCAUGCCAGCUCAGGUAGGAAACACUGCACAUUGAUAUCAAAAUAAACCCUAUUGGGGCCAAUUUUUACCAGACACAAAUUUAACCUGCCUUUUUAGUCCUGGACUAGGCUUAAUCUGUGACUCGGAAACGGCCCAGUGUUCUAAACCAUUUGAACUUUCAAAGCUAGUAUCUCUCAUCCCUAAGCUUCAUGUACAGUAUGUAUUGUGUCUUCCAGUGGGAGUUCCAGGUGGGUCCUUGUGAAGGGAUCAACAUGGGAGACCACCUCUGGGCAGCUCGGUUCAUCCUACACCGGGUGUGUGAGGACUUUGGCGUGGUGGCCUCAUUCGACCCCAAGCCCAUCCCUGGGAACUGGAAUGGUGCUGGCUGUCAUACCAACUUCAGCACCAAGGAGAUGAGAGAAGAUGGUGGAUUGAGGUAGGCAUGGAUUGAGUUUGUGCUGUAAACGCAUUAAGGGCCAUUUUCCCUGGACCCAUAUAAAUCCUAGGCCUAGACUUCAAUGGCAAUUUUUCAUUGAAAGUGCUUCUUAGCAGAGAGGAAGUGGUGAUGCGAAAAUCUGUCCAAAAUAAGGCCAAUGGGUUUAUUUUGGACCUAAUUUUGUCACCUGCCUUCCUGCCUUUGGGACAACGACUCCCAUUGUUAAGGCGGAGACAUGAGCAUCUCGUCAUUAUAUACAGAUCUCUGUUCUUAGUCAAAGACUAGGCUAAAUCUCUGUCUGGGAAAUCAGCACAUAAGAUUUUUAGUCUUAAGUCUCUUUAGCAGUGGAUUAACCCCUUCCCCCUCUAUCCACACAGGGCCAUUGAGGAGUCAAUCGAGAAGCUGGGAAAGAGACACCGCUACCACAUCUGUGCCUACGACCCCAAAGGGGGGCUGGACAACGCGCGCCGCUUGACCGGUCACCACGAAACGUCCAACAUACAUGAGUUCUCAGCCGGCGUGGCAAACCGCGGCGCCAGCAUCCGCAUCCCCCGCUCAGUGGGUCAGGACAAGAAGGGCUACUUCGAGGACCGCCGCCCGUCGGCUAACUGUGACCCAUAUGCAGUCACGGAAGCCAUGAUACGCACAUGUUUGCUCAGUGAAGAGGGGGAGGAGCCUACAGAAUACAGCAAAUAA